CUAGAUCCCAGCGCUGGUCUCCGCUCGCCGGGCCGACUCUUCUCCGCUCUCACUCUUUCUGGAUUGACCGGCGUGACUCAGAUGCUGCAGAGACCUCUGACAGGUGAACAAGCUGAGCGUGUGAAGGAAACGCUCGGCUUCUCCGGGACGGAUCUGAUCCGAGUCCGAGCUACAAAACCAGACUACGAGGUCGGAUCUUCCAGACAACUUCUCAGACGCCCGGUCCCAGGGAAGCCUCAGGUAGAUGCAGCUGCAGUGAAACUCUGGACGCUGUCAGCAAAUGACAUGAACGACGUAGAUGUGGAUCUCUUGGACUCUGAUGAUCUUCUGGAUCAGGAUGACCUGAAGAAGCCGCUUCCUUCUACACUGAGGUCGUCCGGCUGUGGGGAAAGCACUGACAAGAAACGCAAAGCCUGCAAGAACUGGGGUAUCGGGAUAGGAGGCGGCACGUCAUGUGACUCUUUUCUCUUCCAGUGUUAUUUGGGAGACGCGUUUCGCUGUGCCAGUUGCCCGUACCUCGGCAUGCCGGCGUUCAGUCCCGGGGAGAAGGUGAUGCUGAACCCCGGCCGGCUGCAGGACUCCUAGAAGUCCCUU
Molecule: messenger RNA, 594 nt
Organism: Nanorana parkeri
Lineage: Eukaryota; Metazoa; Chordata; Amphibia; Anura; Dicroglossidae
Gene: CIAPIN1
Product: cytokine induced apoptosis inhibitor 1
Exons: 5
Biological process (GO): iron-sulfur cluster assembly
Cellular component (GO): cytoplasm
Molecular function (GO): iron-sulfur cluster binding
Source: RefSeq, a predicted model, not a curated record